This is a messenger RNA of Lucilia cuprina (Australian sheep blowfly), 1107 nucleotides long. RefSeq names its product probable G-protein coupled receptor 158. The record is from RefSeq and is a predicted model, not a curated record. The transcript is spliced from 5 exons. The annotation marks the transcript as partial. NCBI's taxonomy places the organism in Eukaryota, Metazoa, Arthropoda, Insecta, Diptera, Calliphoridae.
UACUAUGACUUCUCCGAUGUAGCCGAGGAUGCAGCUCGACAAUUUACGGACUUUUUGGCCAGUAAAUUCUCAACAAACCCACCUGCCACCAUAACAGAUCAAAUACGUGAUGAGGUCAGACGUAAAGCAAACGGUAUUGCAACAUAUGCCCUAAAUGAAGAUGAACAUCUGUUGGCAUUUGCCUUGGCAGCGCCCAGUAUACAUACGGUUGUGGUAAAAUUUCGAGAAAAUGUAACGAUACCUUUGGAACAGGUACAUAAUCGCGGUUUUUUGGGUUCCUAUUGGCGUGAGUUAGGCUAUGCCUGGAACAGCACAGAUGGCUCUCAGGAAUGGGGAGCACCAUUUCGAGACUGUAAUCUUUUAAUUGGAAGAUGGUUGUGGCCAUUUCGUAUCUCAUUUGCUGAAUCAAAAUUUAAAAUUGUGGCUGCCGCCUUUAUAGCUGCCGAUGAAGAUGUUUGUAAUGAUGGUUUAGAGCAAAUUUUUGGACGCAAACAUGGUUGCGAUCGCAAUACCACGUUUUGUUUGCUGACCGAAAAUAAACCCGCUGCCACACGUGAUGUUUAUACUUGCAUUUGCAAAGAAUCCUAUUAUUUGCCUAAUUCCACUUUACAAGGCUUUCGUGGUGAUAUUGUUGAAAUGUCUGAGGGUUAUGAUAACUAUUCAUGUAUUCCCUGUCCAGCUGGUUGUUCAAAUUGCGAUUCAGCUGGAGUUUGUUUGUACGGUGAACCACAGGAAACUGUGUCUUUGGAAAGUUUAUUAAAAGUUUCGGUGGGUUCGGUGCUGGGCGCCUGUAUAUUGUGUUGUGUUGUCUUGAGUGUUAUUGUUUUCCAGCAGCGGAAGUGUAAGAACAAUCGCAAGGAACAAGCUGGUUUCCGUCUCAACAAAUCUGGCAUUGACCAGAACAGUUUGCGGAUAAUUACGGAACAAUCGGUCGAAUGGUGUUCACCCCUAUACCUUGUGCUCAUCGAUUUUGAGAAGGCAUUCGACACCUUACAUCACAGUGCCAUUUGGAAUGGUCUUCGCUGUGGCCUAUACAAGAAUGCUACCUGCCGCAUAUUAUAUGAGUUCGCCAAGGGUGCCUACUAUAUCCUCUGCUAUACAACGUAG